Molecule: messenger RNA, 1245 nt
Organism: Botrytis deweyae
Lineage: Eukaryota; Fungi; Ascomycota; Leotiomycetes; Helotiales; Sclerotiniaceae
Exons: 2
Coding region: 1-1245 (414 amino acids)
Source: RefSeq, a predicted model, not a curated record
AUGAACGCCAAAUGGGCCGUUGUACUACAUUCAAAAUCCACAACUAUUCACCUUCAACCGUCUAUCGACUAUCCAACAACUUAUACCACAGUAUUCACAAUGUCCAAAGUUUCUGUAACUGAUAGCUCACUGUGGUUCGAGUGGGACGACGCUACAUUGAAACGCAAAGCAUAUGCCACAGAAUCUGACAAUGCACAAGAUUACGCCGAUAGACACGCUGCAAGAGAUAUACGUAAGGGGCGAAAAGAAUGGUCAAGUGAAGAAGUGAUGAAAAAAUCCAAUGCUUCAAGAUAUGAUUAUGAGAAUUAUGGGGACAAAAAUGUAGCAAGAGCUAUAAUUAAGAGGGACCGCAACGAUGCCAGCAAAGAGGCCCAUGAAAAGGCCGAAACGGCAAUGGCAAAUUUAUCAAUAGAUGGUCCUCCAAAACUUCCUAAUGACAGAGGAACUGCAUCUAAGGAUGCAACGGAUUAUGACAAUCUGAGGAGGGGGAAAGAACCACAAAAGCGCAAGCCAAGUGUUCCUCUAGUCGCGAGUCAACCUUCAAGCGGAAGCGGUAGUAGACCAAGAACAGAUAAUGCGGGAGUACAAGGAAGGGAGGGUCGUAGUAGUGCCAGAGAAAAAGGCAAGCGUAAUCGGUCUGCUAGCGCCUCUAGGACUAGAGAUCCAGCAAAGAAACCUUCCACUGCCAGCUCUUCGAAUUCUGGCAAACCUCCCACUGCCAACUCUUCGAAUUCUGGCAAACCUCCCACUGCCAGCUCUUCGAAUUCUGGCAAACCUCCCACUGCCAGCUCUUCGAAUUCUGGCAAACCUCCCACUGCCAGCUCUUCGAAUUCUGGCAAACCUCCCACUGCCAACUCUUCGAAUUCUGGCAAACCUCCCACUGCCAGCUCUUCGAAUUCUGGCAAACCUCACACUGCCAGCUCUUCGAAUUCUGACAAACCUCCCACUGCCAGCUCUUCAAAUCCUACCGGCGGAACAGAACCUGAACCCAGGGCCGACUACCCAUACACACAGAACAAGGAAGGUCGUUACAUAUGCCCAGAAAAAGGCUGUGAAACCAAGAGCUACUCUGAGAGAUUCAGAUUUCGAUCGCAUUACGACACUAUUCAUACGGGCAGGGCAAAGUUAUACUAUUGCGAGCUUGGCCAUGAAUGUAGAGAGGAACCAUUCGAUCGACACGAUUCAUACCUCAAACAUUUGAGAUCGGUCCGGCAUCAAAGAAAACAGGCAGAACAUAAUAAAUAA